This is a messenger RNA of Clunio marinus, 2189 nucleotides long. Lineage: Eukaryota; Metazoa; Arthropoda; Insecta; Diptera; Chironomidae. The record is from the annotation of a GenBank genome assembly.
AUGUUGUCGCAUAGAAUAAUUUUGUUCAGUGUGAUUCUAUCGUCGGUUCAGUGCUAUCAAACGGGAAACAGAUCGGAUAUGGAAGCUUCAAGCAGACCAAGUUUCAUAAAGUAUGAAGCAAUUCGAAGUGAAAUGCUUGCUCGACAUCUCGGUAGAGCUUUAGGCUCUGAUAUCGUGCUCAACGAAAAGGAAGAGCAGUUUAAUUCAAUCCUAAUGGAUCUAAAGACAGAUGAACUUAUGCGUGGCUUUCAAAAUCCUUACAAUUUCACCCCAUCACGUCAUUUCUUUGAAGUUCUUAACGCGAUGGAAAGUUCACCUCUGUUUAAACUCAUGCGGAAAAUGCCUAAAGGUUCAACUGACUAUGUCGUAUCUCUGACGAGAUGGGAUAAUUUGUGGCAAUGGGGUGGUAUAGAAGACGAUGAAUUGCCGAAAUUUGUGUUCAGUAACAAAAAGCCGACAAGCAUCGAUGACGUUGAAUGGAGAUUAGUUGGUGAAAUAAGAAAAGAGAUGGGAGACGAAGCUUACGAUGUGAAAAUUAGACGGCUGUUUACGUUGAUUGUUAAUGAUCCUUUGAUACGGUAUAGCGACAUAAAUUCGGUGUGGAGCAAGUUCAAUGAGAUUUUCAUGGUUUUUGGUUCCAUUGUAACGUACACAGAAGUUUGGAAGGAUUACUUCAGACAAGCUUUACAAGAGAUUUACGAUGAUGGUGUACAGUAUCUUGAGUUUCGUGGUGUUUUACCUGAGACUUAUGAUCUGGAAGGAAACAAAUAUGGACCGAUCGAGACUUGUGGAAUGUACGUAGAUGUGCUUAAAGAAUUCAAUGAGAAUCAUCCUGACUUUGGUGGAGCCAAAUUUAUUUAUGCGCCCAUUCGAAAAGUUGACGAUGACACUUUUGAAUCAUAUCUGGCAAUUAUGCAAAAGUUAUUGAAAACGUUUCCAGAUUUCAUUGCUGGUUUUGAUUUAGUCGGUCAAGAGGAUCGUGGAAGACCCUUGAUUGAAUAUGCUGAGCGGCUGCUGAAGUAUCCGGAAAACAUAAAGUUUUUCUUUCACGCUGCCGAGACUAAUUGGUUGGGAACUACUUCAGAUGAAAAUUUGAUAGAUGCUGUGUUGUUAGGAACAAAGCGCAUUGGACAUGGCUAUGGUAUUGUGAAGUAUCCAAACCUCUUGAAAGUCGUGAAGGAGAAGAAAAUUGGAAUUGAAAUUAAUCCAAUUUCGAAUCAAGUGUUGAAGCUUGUCGAUGAUUUGAGAAAUCAUCCAGCAACAAUUUUGUUCUCCGAUGACUAUCCUGUCGUCAUCAGCAGUGAUGAUCCGUCUUUCUGGGGGGCACUGCCACUCACCCAUGAUUUCUAUCUUGCAUUUCUUGGGAUUGCAUCCGCAAAACAAGACUUGAAAUGCAUCAAGAAACUCAUCUUGAAUUCAUUCGACUUGAGUGCGCUUGAUGAACGUCAAAAAAGCAGAGCGAAAGAAAUAUGGAUGAAGAAAUGGACUUCCUUCAUUGAAGAUGCUUUAAGAGAUCAAAAAUCGACGAUUCUGAUAGAAAGCAAAUAGAAAGGAAAUGAAAAAUGUUCAAAUGAUUGACAACUUUUGAUGUUCAAAAUCAUAAUCUGAUUAAAAUUGAAUUUAUAAACUCACACACAUACACAAACAAGGAAGUCGACCACGAAAUCGGUUUAAUUUUUUUAAUUCUGAUUGAUUAAAUGUCUGAUUAAAACAAUAAAUCACCACUUCAUUCUAUCUUCUCAUCAAUCAACAUUCAGCAAUGCCACCCACGCAACAACAAUAAAAGAUAACAAAGACAAAUAAAUAUUUUUUUUACACAGACAUUUUAUCAAAUAAAAAAAUAGAAGUUUACAUUCACAUCAAUUUUCGCUUAUCGAGUUGUGACUCGUCUCAACUUACUCAAGAAUAGAGAAUAAAGAAAUGAAUUUAAAUCGGUAAUAAAUAAAAAAGGGCUGAAUAAUGUUCAACUAAGUAGAAAGCUUUUUUCGUUUCCUUUCAGCAUAGAUUUGAAUAAUGUUUUUUUAGUUACAAAAGUUGUUGGCAGCGCAAGAAAUUAAAGUCCUAAUCAAUUUUAUCUACGUUGACUGCAAAAUUAUUUCUUUUUGUUUAAUUAAAAAUUUGUUGAGUAAAAGAAAGAAUUAUUUAAUUUCUAACUAUCAUCAUUUCAUGUUGUAAGCUGUUGUUGUCUU